AUGGACGAGAUAAACCCCAAACCGUCCCCUGUCCCUGCGGACGAAGAUUAUCGACCUCCUCUACCGCCUCGGCCAUCCACGAACGCCACUGAAACGGGAUCUUUACAGGGUCUGGCGACUACAGCAAUAACUCCUGUCGAAAUACAAACACUAUCCUUUCCCGAUGGAUCUCGAGGGACAUUUUCGACUACUGGCCCCGAGUCUCGUCCGAGCCCCGCUGGGAGCGGUCGUGCUUCUCCCAGCCGCCAUGAUAGCAGUGCCAGCGGUGAAGCGGAUGAGACAGCCAGCCUAAUGAGUUUCGCACCGACAAUGCGACCUGCUGGGGAUAUCGCAAGUUUACUUGUUGGAGAGCUACAUAAGAAGAGCCCUGCCUGGAAAAUGCUGCGCACUCAAUCAGCGUCUGUUCUUCCUUUCGAGAAAGGCAGAAUAGGCGCAGACGACCGAUUUGUCGAGUUCCAUCGCGAGUUUGACGCCCUUCCGGAGGAGUACGACGAAGAUGCCGAGGAGGGGAUGUUACGCUUAUGGAAGUCGAAAUUGAAACAUUACUUGAUCCUAUCAUCAGCCGGAAAGCCUAUUUGGAGCCGAUAUGGAGAUUUGAGUCUAAUCAAUUCCUCCAUGGGCGUCGUUCAAACGAUUAUCUCAUUCUACGAAGGGGCCAGGAAUCCGCUUCAAGCGUUUUCUGCUGGAGAGACUCGAUUUGUUAUCUUAACCAAAGGCCCGCUCUACUUUGUCGCUAUCAGCAAGUUGGGCGAAAGUGAUUCGCAAAUACAAGGACAGUUGGAUGCGCUAUAUAUGCAAAUCCUGUCAACGUUAACGCUGCCCAGAUUGACGCACAUAUUCGCCAACAGACCUUCGACAGAUUUGAGGAAACCCCUUCAAGGAACCGAGGGCCUUUUGUCGUCGUUGGCUGACACAUUUACCAAAGGCUCGGCAUCGGCUUUACUUGGUUCACUGGAGUGCCUUCGGCUUCGAAAGUCCCAACGACAUGCUAUAAAUAACACUUUUCUGAAAUUGCGAACUGAAAAGUUGUUAUACGGCCUUAUCGUGGCCGGGGGGAAGCUUGUCAGCGUCAUCCGGCCCCGUCGUCAUUCACUUCACCCCAGUGAUUUACAGCUCAUUUUCAAUAUGCUUUUUGAAAGCGACGGCAUCAAAGGUGGCGGCGGCGAGAAUUGGAUUCCCAUUUGUCUUCCGGCUUUCAACAACAAAGGUUAUCUCUACAUGUACGUCAGUUUCUUUGACGGUACUUCUGGUGAGCAAGCCAGCUCUCCAGCUGCAGCACAGGGGCGCUCGUCGGAAGAAGAAAUCGCCAUGAUUCUCGUAAGCACUGAUCGUGAGAGUUUCUUUGAGUUGAAACAGAUGCGCGACAACGUUGCCCAGCAGCUUGCAAAGAAUGGGACACUGGCGAUCAUUCAGAAUGCUACUCGCACUGGCCGGCCCAAGAUCCAUGAGAUUGCUCCUGGCAGCCAGGUUAGCCACUUUCUUUAUAAAUCUCGGGCUAACGUGCAGUUUUGUAUGGCGUCACUGGAGCCACAGUUCACCGGGCUUGUCGCACGCAGGAGGUUAAUGACGACCUACCAUGAGCUGCACGCAUCUAUUCACGCCAAACAUUCGCAUCUUAAGGUGUUGCAUGCGGUGGGAGAUGAUGCAACUUCACUGGCAUGGACCACGCCCGUUUUCGAGUUUUAUUGUGUGGCAGGGCCUAACGUAUCAAGAGCAACCAUUGCACAGGGGGCAAACAAGAUCAUUCAAUGGGCAAAGAGGGAGGAAGAGCGCCUUUUUAUUAUUGGUGGCGGUGUGUUCUGA
This is a messenger RNA of Fusarium coffeatum, 1803 nucleotides long. RefSeq lists its product as uncharacterized. The record is from RefSeq and is a predicted model, not a curated record. Bases 1 to 1803 code for a protein of 600 amino acids. Gene Ontology annotation, cellular component: fungal-type vacuole membrane; Mon1-Ccz1 complex. The transcript has a single exon. Lineage: Eukaryota; Fungi; Ascomycota; Sordariomycetes; Hypocreales; Nectriaceae. Gene Ontology annotation, biological process: protein targeting to vacuole; vesicle-mediated transport.